AGUUUAAGUUCUUUUCAUUCUUUCUCCAAGUAUUGUUGGCUGCAAAAGCAAAACGACAAGCAUAGGGAAGAUGGGGCAAUUGCCUUUACUUGUAACUGCUUUGGCAAUUUGCUUUGUAGCCAGCACUGUUGUUGCUGAUUACUCUUAUGGGUAUGCUUCUCCCUCACCUUCUUACAACUCCAAGAAGUAUUACAAAACACAAUCUCCACCAAAGUACCUAGUACCUACUCCUUACUAUAAGUCACCUGUUAUUGCAAAGCACUACUACAAGUCACCAGCUCCCGCAAAAUACUACAAGUCUCCAGCUCCAGUAAAAUACUACAAGGCACCAGCUCCUACAAAAUACUACAAAUCACCAGCUCCUUCAAAGAACUACUACAAAUCGCCAACUCCUUCAAAGAACUACUACAAGUCGCCAUCACCCGCAAAAUACUACAAAGCGCCUGCUCCCGUAAAAUACUAUAAGGCGCCACCUCCUGCAAAAUAUUACAAGUCGCCAGCUCCUGCAAAAUACUACAAGGCACCAUCUUCCGCAAAAUACUACAAAUCGCCAGCUCCCGCAAAAUACUACAAGUCGCCAGCUCCCGCAAAAUACUACAAGGCACCAGCUCCCGCAAAAUACUACAAAUCGCCAGCUCCCACAAAAUACUACAAGUCGCCAGUUCCCGCAAAAUACUACAAGUCGCCAGUUCCCGCAAAAUACUACAAGUCGCCGGCUCCUUCAAAGAACUACUACAAGUCACCAGUUCCUUUAAAGAACUACUACAAAUCGCCAUCGCCUGCAAAGUACUACAAAUCACCAUCCCCAGCAAAAUAUUACAAAUCGUCUGCUCCCUCUAAAUACUAUAAGUCACCGCCACCACCAAAAUAUUACAAGUCCCCAGUUUACUACAAGUCUCCACCACCACCAACUUAUUAUGAGAAAUCACCUUCGUAUUACAAGUCACCUCCACCUCCUCCAAAAUACUAUGAACAGUCACCUCCUCCAAAAUACUAUGAACAGUCACCUUAUUACAAGUCACCUCCACCCCCACCAAAAUACUACGAGCAAUCACCAUCUUCUUACAAAUCUCCACCUCCACCAUACUACAAAGAAUCUACACCUUCCUAUAAAUCACCUCCACCUCCGCCAAAAUACUACGAGCAAUCGCCUAUAACUUACAACUUGCCAUCUCUACCAAAAACCUAUGAAAAAUCACCAUCUUAUUACUCACCUCCACCACCCGCAAACUAUUAUAAGCAAACUCCCACCUAUGCCUCACCUCCACCACCUGAGAAGUACGAGCAAUCCGCUACCUAUGCUUCACCUCCGCCCCCAUCAGCAUCUCCUCCGCCAACCUACUACUAAUUUUAACUGUUCAAUCAUUUUCGCAUUUCCAUGGCUUAUUAUUCCUUUUUGUCCUUUUAUAUUUAGCAAUUCCAUUUCCUCAGCCGAAAUUUGAUGUAUGCUUCCCGAAAUGAUCGGGUUUGCUUAGUGUGUGUUCCAUUUUCUUUUGUUUUAAUAUUUGUAUUAUUUAUUGUUUGAUUUAAAUAAGAUCCUUGAGAUCUCCAUCAAUUC
Molecule: messenger RNA, 1558 nt
Organism: Nicotiana tabacum (common tobacco)
Lineage: Eukaryota; Viridiplantae; Streptophyta; Magnoliopsida; Solanales; Solanaceae
Source: RefSeq, a predicted model, not a curated record